Molecule: messenger RNA, 159 nt
Organism: Puccinia graminis f. sp. tritici CRL 75-36-700-3
Lineage: Eukaryota; Fungi; Basidiomycota; Pucciniomycetes; Pucciniales; Pucciniaceae
Exons: 3
Coding region: 1-159 (52 amino acids)
Source: RefSeq, a predicted model, not a curated record
AUGAAAGACCCCGGCCAUCGGACGUACGAAUAUCUCCCAGCGGGUGGUUUCCAGGCCAACUUGGAUGACGAGCUGGACUACUUGGGUCUUGUGCCCAAGAUCAAAGUCCGGGAGGUCAUGGAUACACUCAAGUCUCCCUUGUGUUACCGCUAUGAAUGA